Xylaria bambusicola is the source of this 1565-nucleotide messenger RNA. RefSeq lists its product as uncharacterized. The coding region runs from base 88 to 1089 and encodes 333 amino acids. The transcript is spliced from 3 exons. The record is from RefSeq and is a predicted model, not a curated record. NCBI's taxonomy places the organism in Eukaryota, Fungi, Ascomycota, Sordariomycetes, Xylariales, Xylariaceae.
CGUAAACACUUGAUGAAACCUCUGCAGCACCUCAACGGUGCCCAGUCUCUGUCGUCCCCGCAUCCCUGAGAAUGCAGCAUACUCAAUAUGCAAGGAAUUAGAGUCCAAGAUCUUCUAAUACCUGACGACAAUUCAUCCCAAAACUCGACAGCCAAAGAGGAGCGCCAUGCUAAACCCGAAUCUACACCAUCAGAAACAAAAUAUUUCAUCAUUGAAUUCAUCCAUGACACCAUAUGUCCCUUUUGCUAUAUCGGCAUGAAGAACUUGUUGAUUGCGAUUGAGAUCUACAAGUCGAAACAUCCAGACGCUGUGUUCGAAGUUACCUGUACACCAUUUAUCCUCGCGCCGAAUGCUAAGUACAGCUUCUAUGACAAAGAUCACUAUUAUAGUACCGAACGAGGUUUGCCAAGAAGCCGAUUUGAGGUAUGGGACAGGCUUGGGAGGGAUGUUGGCAUUAAAUUUACGUGGAAGGGUCGAACGGGCAACUCGCGACAUUCACAUAAACUAUUACGCUUUGCGCUCCAAAAGACACCGACAAGACAGUCAAGCACUGAGUUAACGGUAUACAGGCCAGUAGCGGAUGCACCCCUUUAUCCUCCUUAUUCUCUACGUGCUCCCGCUUUACCGGUACCUCUUCCGCAGCCUCGCGGCCCUGAUCUUCAGAUGCGUCUCCUAGAUGCCAUAACGACGAGAUAUCAUGAACAUGGUAGCGAUCUUUCAGAUCCACAUUUUCUCAUGGAAAUUACCAGGGCCGUGACAGGCUUCCCCGAAGAUGAGAUUCGUGCUGUACUCGAUAGCCCGGAAUGGGACCGAACAAUCGAUAUGCUCUCUUCCGAAGUACAGAAUCGAAUCAGUGUACGCAGCCAACUAGCCGGUCCUAUUGUUGCUGUGCCUACUAUGGUGUUCAAUAAUAGGUGGGUCUAUGGGGGUUUCCAAAAAGCGGAUGAUAUUGUCGACCAGUUCGAACUGCUUCGCCAGGGAAUCAACCCUCUCCGGGAGUACACAACAUCAAGUUUGGUACUCGAAGGUGGCAUUGCCGACACCAUUGCCCGCGAGGCUACUAUAGCAAAGGGGAAUAAUAGCAAAUAGCAGUUGACAUAGUAGCAAACAACGGCAUUGAAUACGGCAGAUAGAUGGGUGUCUAGCGUCAACUAAUCAGCCAACCAACUUCACCGAUCCUGCAGAUCUGGCAAAUGCUAUCAUCGAUCGAGGGAAAACCUACAGAAGGCGGACUCACAGAUGUGUCUGUAAUCUCGAGAUUUUUUUAUGAUUACUGAUCAACGGCUGGCUCGAUCUGCGGAGCAUUCUCUCCGGGAAUAUUUGCGCCUUGGUUAUCUCCGCUUACCGAGCACUUGCCGGUAAGGGAUUAUUGUGGCGUGCGAACGUGGUGCUACAAAGAGCAGCAAAGCAUGUGAAGAUUCUCAGCAUUGGGAUUUGGGCUUCGUGAUACAGAGGUGUGAUAGAUGCACACGGGUUGAGCGCGUGCAGUGUAUCUUGAGGCGAGCGGAAAGAAGAAGCCGAGUCGCUCUACUCCAAUCGCUUCCUCACUAUCUGGCCCCUACCCC